This is a messenger RNA of Pieris macdunnoughi, 4203 nucleotides long. NCBI's taxonomy places the organism in Eukaryota, Metazoa, Arthropoda, Insecta, Lepidoptera, Pieridae. The record is from the annotation of a GenBank genome assembly.
AUGAUAAAGGAGUUGUUCUCUUCAACAGAAUUAUCCGAGGGCACAGGCGCCGCGGCAGCUGGGGAACCGGCGAAAAGGUUUAGGAAGCGAGACAAAAUGCUCUUCUACGGACGGCGUAUGUUGAGGAAGGUCAAGUCCAUCUCCAACUCAGGCCAGGGUCGGAAGAGGCGAGCUGUUAUGAGGUUCGCGAGGAAAUUACUGCAGCUAAAGAAGGAAAGCGCUCCAGAACAGUUGAAGGUGCUUGAACCACCAGCGGAAUACUUGGAAGAAGAUCUGACGAGCGACGACCGUGUCCCACCUGACGCAUUAUACAUGCUUCACAGCAUCCGAGUGUUUGGCCAUUUUGAGAAGCCAGUGUUUUUAAUGCUGUGCAAACAUACGGAGAUAAUAAAUCUGCCAGCCGGCUCGUUUUUGUUCAAAGUUGGUGAUACAGACGAAAACGUGUAUGUUGUACAAAAUGGGCGCGUGAAUGUGUAUAUAUCAAACCAGGAUGGGAGCAGUCUAUCGUUGAAGAUAGUACGAGCCGGUGAAAGUGUUACUUCGCUUUUGAGUUUCACCGAUGUGUUGACGGGUAAUUCUCAACCAUACAAAACGGUAAACGCCAAAGCACUAGAAGACUCCCAAGUAAUAAAAUUGCCCAUGCGCGCUUUUCAAGAGGUUUUCAAGGAGUAUCCAGAUAUAUUCGUCAGGGUUAUACAGAUAAUCAUGGUGCGCCUGCAACGUGUGACGUUUACAGCUCUUCAUCAGUACCUCGGUCUUAGUGCGGAGUUGGUUAAUCCAGGUCGCGAAAAGCGUCGUCCAAAUACUACAACCGCGUCUCCUAUGAAGACGGUAAAGCCAGUGGACUGUAGUACAGCGACGCAUUCUCCCAGCCACAGCGAAAGACUCGUUACUGAACAUACACAAGAAGGCAGCAUGGCGACCUCAUCUCCCAUUCACAUCCAGGGCCGAAGACCCAGGUCCGAUAUGCCUGAUGUCACCUCUAAUAUACCACAGCAAUCACAGCCCGAUGUCCAACCCACGUCGUCAUUCCAAAGACCUAAAGAGGGAUCAUCGUUUAAGAAGCAUAACACUGAUAACCUUGACGAGCAGGCACUAAUACAAAUAGCAACAGAGGCCUUUAUAAAGGAGCUGGGCUUGGAGAACGAUCAGUUAUUGACCGGGUGCGUACAAGUGAGGGAUCUUCCCGCUGGAACGUAUAUAAUGAAGGAAGAGAGUCAUAAGGAUGUUGCGUUGGUAUACCUACUAUCUGGUGCGUUAUUGGUAUCGCAAAGGGUAGCUGAAGGAGAUGGAGAAGUUCAUAUGUUCACGGCAUAUCCAGGUGAAGUGGAAGGCGGUUUAGCCGUACUGACAGGCGAGCCAAGUUUCUUUUCGAUCCGCGCGAAGCAUUUUUCUCGUAUUGGACUGUUGUCCAAAACCUCAGUGUAUAGCAUUAUGCGCGAGCGACCUUCCGUUGUUCUGCAUAUUGCCAAUACUGUUGUGAAGAGGCUCUCGCCGUUUGUACGACAGGUCGACUUCGCUUUGGAUUGGGUAUUUUUAGAGUCCGGCCGCGCAGUGUAUAGGCAAGACGAAGAAUCUGGUUCGACGUUUAUAGUUUUGAGUGGACGACUCCGGUCGGUCAUAACACAUCCGAAUGGAAAGAAAGAACUGGUUGGGGAAUACGGAAAAGGCGAUUUAGUUGGAAUCGUGGAAAUGGUAACUCAAACGCGUCGUAGUACAACAGUUAUGGCGGUGAGAGAUUCCGAAUUGGCCAAAUUACCGGAAGGGCUCUUCAAUGCGAUCAAGUUGCGGUUUCCGGUGGUUGUCACUAGGCUUAUUAACCUGCUGGGACACAGGAUCUUGGGAUCGUGGCAGAAACCGACGGCGGGUCUAGGUGGCGCGGCGGCGAUCGAAUCCCGACCCUCCCAACAUAACUUCUCAACUGUGGCCGUAGUUCCAGUUAGCGAUGAUGUUCCCUUAACGGCCUUCACUUACGAGCUUUAUCACUCGCUUUGUGCUAUAGGUCCCACGGUCCGUUUGACCUCGGAUGUGAUAAGAAAACUCUUGGGCCUCACAAUAAUGGACCCCAAUAACGAAUAUAGGCUUAGUUCUUGGCUCGCGCAACAAGAGGAUAAACAUAAGGUGGCAUUGUACCAAUGCGAUCCCAGCCUCACCCAGUGGACUCAGAGGUGCAUCCGUCAGGCUGACUGCAUUCUCAUCGUGGCUUUGGGAGACAAGCAACCGAGUAUUGGAAAGAUCGAAAAGGAAAUCGAGCGUCUAGCGAUCCGAACUCAGAAGGAGCUCGUACUGCUGCAUCGUGAGGGCGGGGCCAACCCCACGGGGACGGUCCACUGGCUCAACAUGAGAACGUGGGUCAGUCAGCAUCAUCACGUCAGGUGCCCUCACCGGAUGUUCACACGCAAGAGCCAGUAUAGAAUUAGUGAACUGUACAGCAAAGUGCUGAUGUCAGAAGCGAGCGUCCACUCCGACUUCAGCCGUCUGGCUCGUUGGCUCACGGGCACCUCCGUGGGGCUGGUGCUGGGCGGGGGUGGAGCCCGAGGAGCCGCCCACGUCGGGAUGGUGAGAGCCAUACAGGAAGCCGGUAUCCCGAUCGACAUGGUGGGCGGAGUCAGUAUCGGUGCGUUCAUGGGCGCCCUCUGGUGUAUGGAGAGGAAUAUUACUACUGUUACGCAGAAAGCGAGGGAGUGGUCGCAGAAAAUGACCCAGUGGGGCAAACAGCUGCUGGACCUCACAUACCCAGCGACGUCAAUGUUCUCGGGGCGACAGUUCAACACCACGAUAAAGGCCACCUUUGGCGAAGUACACAUCGAGGAUCUGUGGCUGCCCUAUUUCACAGUAACGACAGAUAUCAGUUCCAGUUGUAUGAGAGUGCAUAGACACGGUUCUCUCUGGCGUUACAUUCGCGCUUCGAUGUCGCUCAGCGGCUACAUGCCCCCUCUCUGCGACCCCGUAGACGGCCACCUCCUUUUGGACGGCGGCUAUGUCAACAACCUCCCAGGUAUUCUAUGGAGGUACUGCCGAGCAUCCAUGAGUAUCGCUGGCAUCUUCCCACCCAUUUGCGAUACCAUGGACGGACACCUGCUAUUAGAUGGAUGCUAUGUUAAUAAUGUACCAGCCGAUGUGAUGCGAUCGUUUGGGGCGAAGCACAUAUUGGCGAUCGAUGUGGGCUCUCAGGACGAUACUGAUUUGACCAAUUAUGGCGAUGACUUGUCUGGCUGGUGGCUGCUUUGGAAAAGAUGGAAUCCAUUCACCAGUCCUGUGAAAGUGCCAAAUCUUCCAGACAUACAAAGCAGAUUGGCUUACGUCUCGUGCAAUCGUCAAUUGGAAGAAGUGAAAAAGUCGGACUACUGCGAGUACAUCCGCCCUCCGAUAGACCAAUACAAGACGUUGCAGUUCGGGUCUUUCGACGAGAUCCGCGAAGUCGGCUACCGACACGGGACUGCGUACUUCGAGGGGCAGAGGAGGGGCGGAGGGGGCGGAGUCAGCGGGGCAGCGGCCGAACGACGCAAGCAUUUAGCCCAGCCCUCGCUUACUGACUACACAUUCACGGACCUUGCUCAAAUGGUCUGUUCGGUGAGAACAGCUCGCGACGGUGACAACGACUCUUCUUCUUCGUCAGACUAUGAGGAGGACCAGAGGCACUUCGAAGGUUACGCUUCGGAGCCCAGUGGUGGGAUAUUAGAGAUGUCGUCAAGCGUGGAAGGGGCAGCUUGGAUCAGCGACACGGAACUGUGCCAUGGAGAAGCACUUCCUGUAACCCUUGACAUUUAUAAGGCAUUUGAUAAGGUUUGGCACGCAAGACUCUUAGGCAAGCUCUCAUUAUUUGGUUUACCCGGUGUUCUCUGCAAAUGGAUUACAUAUUUCUUCAAGGAGCGAUCACUCAUGGUGGUCGUCAGUGGUUGCUCUUCUGAUCAAGUAGCUGUUAAUGCUGGUGUACCACAAGAAUCUCUUCUUUCUCCGAUUCUCUUCCUGAUACAUAUCAACGACACGCUGAAAUCAAGCCUUCGGCUAUGCCGACUAUGUGAACUUCGGCUACGUCCAACAUAUCAAGACCGCCGAGAAAUGAUUUUAAAUCUAAAAGUGAGGCUAUGGGAAGGCCUACGAACGCGGCGUGUGGGAGGCUCGUUGUCGUUGUCUGAAGACGAAAUCGAUUCCGAGGCCGAAAUGUAUGAUCCUUUGAAUAAAAGGGGCGGGGCCAGGUGA